UUCACCUUCCUGAAACAUCCAUCGCUUUCUUCUCCAAAUCCUCUGUUUGCUUCAUAUGAUUUGCCAAAAUAGUGUGAAGGAUAGAGAUUAAAGAAGAAGACGACGACGACGACGAUGAUGGGAGUGAGUAUACAACUUUUGAUGGAUUUAAUUGUUGCUGGGAUCUCGCUGAUGAUUGGUUUUGGAAUUUUCGCUUUCAUCGCUUCCAUUCUCUGCUCUGCGGCCUUCUUUCACAACGUCAAAGCCUACUCUUCGUGAAUUUUUUCAAUUACGAGCUUAACCAAAUGAGACAGAGAAUUGGUGACGCGAAAACACUCUUAAACGAUGGAAAAAACAACGGACAAUACAGGAGAUCGUCGAUGUUCUAUGGACCUCAAACAAGGAUGUCGUCAUUGACAACAAUUAUGAUGAUGUAAACAAAAUAACACGUCGAUCGUGGAAAACAGUAAAGAACGAAAGUUGCUUUUGCUGGGAGACUUCUUAUGCGUAUAGAAUCCGAUGAUUUGGGGGUUGUCUCUUGUGAUCUUCUUGCCUUUUAUAGCUGGUGUGUAGGACUAACCUAAAGGUCGACUUUCAUUGCCAU
Molecule: messenger RNA, 583 nt
Organism: Cynara cardunculus var. scolymus (artichoke)
Lineage: Eukaryota; Viridiplantae; Streptophyta; Magnoliopsida; Asterales; Asteraceae
Exons: 2
Coding region: 115-258 (47 amino acids)
Source: RefSeq, a predicted model, not a curated record